Messenger RNA from Mustela lutreola (European mink), 1844 nucleotides. RefSeq names its product melanoma-associated antigen 8-like. The transcript has 3 exons. Lineage: Eukaryota; Metazoa; Chordata; Mammalia; Carnivora; Mustelidae. Gene Ontology annotation, biological process: negative regulation of transcription by RNA polymerase II. The coding region runs from base 203 to 1279 and encodes 358 amino acids. Gene Ontology annotation, cellular component: nucleus. The record is from RefSeq and is a predicted model, not a curated record.
GCGAGGCCCUGUGUGCGGGAAGCCGGAGUCCGGUUGGCUGAGGGAAGGAGCCCAGGCCCGGCAGCCAGGCGUGCAGGGGCUUCUAAAACAGGGCGUGGAGGUCUGGGUCUGAGGCAGGAUUCCGUGAGGUCACAGCGCAGGCCCUUGGGUCGCUUCGCCCACUCCUGCCCACACCGGGGGCUGCUGCCAGACACAAGUCAUCAUGCCUGUGGGCAGGAGGAAUGAGCUCCGGAAAUUGGAGGAGGCUCCUCAGGACCCUAGAGAGGCCCAGCGCCUGGCGGAUGCGGAGCUGUAUGAGGCUUCGGGGUUCGAGGAGGCCCUGUCUCUCUCGUCCUCCCCCUCCUCCACCUCCUCCUCCCCCUCCUCCUCCUCCAGUUUCUCCUCCUUCUUCUCCUCUUGUUCCUCCCACUUAUCCGUCUCUUCCUCCUCCUCUUCCUCCUCUUACUUUGUCCUGUUCCCUAAUACCCCGGAGGAGGAGUCCGCUGCUGGAGGCUCGAGUCCUCCCCAGAGCCCUCAGGGGGCCUUCCCCGCCCCCAGUGCCAUGGAGGCCUCUCCCUGGAGCCUGUCUGAAGAUAGCUCCAGCUCCGCGAUGGAGGAGGGGUCUGGCACUGGGGGGGAGCCAGGGGUGGCCGAGCCCGUGCUCCACGCUGCACUCCACGUGAGGGCGGUCAGCCUGGUGGGGUUCCUGCUCCAAAAGUUUCGCACCAAGCAGCCGACCAGCCAGGCGGAGAUGCUGGCGAUCGUCGGCGAGGAUGAGCAGGACGCCUUCCCCGGGAUCCUGGGCCAGGCGUCCGAGUGCAUGCGGCUGGUGUUCGGCGUGGAGGUGAAGGAAGUGGACCCCAGCGAGCACUCCUACGUCCUGGUCACCGUCCUGGGCCUCACCUGCGAUGCGAUGCUGAGCGGUGAGCAGGGCCUGCCCAAGACCGGCCUCCUGGUGGUGCUCCUGGGGGUGAUCCUCCUGGAGGGCGACCGUGCCCCCGAGGAGGUGGUGUGGGAAGCGCUGGGGGUCAUGGGGGUGUAUGCCGGCGAGGAGCACAUCAUCUUUGGGGAGCCCCGGGAGCUCCUGACCAACGUCUGGGUGCAGGAAGGGUACCUGGAGUACCAGCAGGUGCCCGGCGGUGACCCUGCCCGCUACGAGUUCCUGUGGGGUCCCAGGGCCCACAUGGAAACCAGCAGGGUGCAGGUGCUGGAGUAUUUGCUGCGGGUCUAUCCCGGGCUGCCGGUUUCCUCCCUGGCCCCCUCUGAAGAGGCUGUGAGCCACGAGGAAGAGGGGGCCUGAGCCCCAGGGGCGGCUGUGGUGCAGUCCGGGCUCUGGCGGGGUGGGCAGAUUGUCCUGCAGGGUGCCGGGCACGAAGUGAGGCUGUUUCUUGGUUCUUCCCUGUUUCUGUGUUGUGUGUGUGUGUGUGUGUGUGUGUGUGUGUGUGUGUGUGUGCCUGCGGGUGUAGAGAGAUCCCUGGCAUUCUAAGUGCAGGGUCAGAGAGGGUUGGGGGGAAUAUGCAGUGCAAAGAGCCUCCUUUGGGGGGUGCGGGGGGGCGGUUCCCUGUGAUGCCUCCCAAGUUCAGAGCUCGGUGUCCCUGGCGAAGCUCUCCAGUAGGGUUCCUUGCUGUAGGAGGUUUCAUCUGAUUCAGCGGCUGAGUGUGUGAGUGACAUCCCCCCACAGCGUUUGUCCUUACCCAGUUCAAGAGUUAUGAAUUUGUCAGUUUUGUCAUUUCCUGGAAACCGGCGGACCCGCUGUUUCCUUGUUUGGGCUCCUGUUCAAAAUCACAACACGUUUGGAGGGAUGGAAUGAAAAGUCGAAAGAAAGGAGGAGCGAAUUGAUGGGGCCAGGAAAUAGAGAAAUAAAA